AUGACACUGGAAGGUGCUGGCGGUGAGGGGCUGAAGCGCAGCAGGAAUCUCUGCACCCUUGCCUGCUGUUCACAGAAGUCGCGAUUGCCGUUCUGUAUACCAGAGAAGGGCAGUGUCCCAACCAACCAGAUUGCGUACUCGCACGGGAGGGACUCCUUCAAUGUUGUACUUGUCCCCGUAUUGCACGAGCCUCGAUGGCUAGGGAGUAGAUUCAUGCCAGUUGCUGCCCUCGUUGCCAGGUUUGAUGCUGAAGGUUGCACUAAGCUCUACCUCGAAGAGCUUGUGGCCUCAAAGUCCACGGCGAUGAUGCGGUAA
Molecule: messenger RNA, 315 nt
Organism: Parastagonospora nodorum SN15
Lineage: Eukaryota; Fungi; Ascomycota; Dothideomycetes; Pleosporales; Phaeosphaeriaceae
Exons: 2
Coding region: 1-315 (104 amino acids)
Source: RefSeq, a predicted model, not a curated record